Messenger RNA from Branchiostoma belcheri (Belcher's lancelet), 4643 nucleotides. Its product is annotated as ubiquitin carboxyl-terminal hydrolase 37-like. The transcript is spliced from 24 exons. Gene Ontology annotation, biological process: protein deubiquitination. Gene Ontology annotation, molecular function: cysteine-type deubiquitinase activity. Bases 160 to 4221 code for a protein of 1353 amino acids. Lineage: Eukaryota; Metazoa; Chordata; Leptocardii; Amphioxiformes; Branchiostomatidae. The record is from RefSeq and is a predicted model, not a curated record.
UUCAGUUCCAUCAUGGCGGCCAUCUGGUGAAAUUUUCAGCUGCGUUUUUCCUCAAAAUGGUUCAAUUCCAGGGAUUUUUCCGCUGAAUAGAAGUCGUAUUGGACGAUAGAGCGCAGCGUAGCGGUUCGGAGCACCAGCUGUUGAAGGUAUCCAGUCAACAUGGUGCUAUCUGAAACCAGCCUGCCCCUGAAGAUCUAUGGAAACGUCAAAUAUAGUUCCGAUGCCCUUGGGACAGGGAUAUUCAAGCAGGGAUGCUUGAUCCUACAACUCAACAGUAGAGGGAAGUAUGUCCUGGUGGUACAGCCCAAUCUGGGCCUCAGAGGUGAAAUGAAGUUGGAACAAAUGGCUCUGAACAAGUCCUACCCAAGGAGAGACGGGAGAAAAAAACUUGUCGUUCACUUCAAUGAGGGAGGCAGGAAGGUGAGGACUGCUGUCCUAGAAGAAGGUGAUCCCAGCGAAGUGGACCACUUUCGAGACUGCUUGGCCGAGGCCCAGAAGUUGGAAGGUUCAAAGGUUGCGACCCCUGCUGGCCGUAUCGUCUCACAGAGAGCAGGUCCACCAAUCACAGCUCAGACCCAGGUCACACCCUCCAAGAAGCGACCCAGGGAUCAGGAGAACCAGACACCCAACAAGUCUCUAAGACAGGCAGGGAACAUCAGAACUCCAGUUAAACACCCAGGACAAGUUACACCUGCAAAGGGAGAGCAGACCCCUAUCCGAGUGCCCACCCCCCGGCCUGACAGUAAACACACGACCCCCAGUCGGGACAGCAGUCUGUCCAGGUUCAGAAGGGAACACGGCGGGGGACAGUCUGAAGACACAGCUACACCAAGGACUGAGGCAAAACUACGGGACAACACCAAACAGAACGAUAGGACACCGAGAAAGGGCAAUUCUGAGUUCCUUGAGUCGGCUAAGAAGAAGUUUGAGGCUGGUGAUGAGAAGAGAAAGUCUUCAGCAUUUUCCUUGUCCACAAGUUUCUACAGUAACCCUUCUCCGAGGAACUACACCAUACCUAAAAGGCCAGGUCUGCUGCCUGCUCCAGUACCCAGGAGACCUCGCCUGGCUGAGAACUACUCAGGCUGGUCAGACAAGAACAAAGGACUGGUCAAGUCUCAGACUCAUCCUUCACUACAGGGGUUCUCAAACCUGGGGAACACGUGUUACAUGAACGCCAUCCUGCAGGCUCUCCGUGGCAUGGAGACUUUCAGCUCAGACCUCAGGAACAGGGACGUCAUCAGGACAAUGGACGAUAAAACACUCUACAGGAACAUCGCGGUGUUGUUCCAGUACUGUAACAAACCCACAGAGAAGCAGGAAGCAGGAAGGAAGCAGGAAUAUCUGAAGAAUGUGAAGACAGCCGUGUCGUCAUCUGCUCACAGGUUCUCUGGCUACCUGCAGCAUGAUGCCCAUGAGUUCCUGAGCCAGUGUCUUGACCAGCUCAGGGAGGACAUCAAGAAGGUACGAACAGCCAGGGCCAAGGACAGCCAGGAUGACAAGGAGAGCCUGUCUGACAGUUCAGAUGACCAGGGCCUGCCGUGUCCUGUCAGUCAGAACUUCCAGUUUGAAGUGAUCCACACCAUCCGCUGUAAGAACUGUAACGAUGUUGUCACUAAACAGGAGAAGUUCCACGACUUGUCCCUCACCCUGCCCAGGAAAAGGAAAGACACAAGUCCCAGAUCACUACAGGAUCUACUGGACCAGUUCUUCUUGGCUGAAGACAUUGAGUACAAGUGUGGACAGUGUGGCAGCCAGGAGAGCACGGUAUCUCACCAGUUCACCAAACUGCCCAGGGUGCUGAUUCUUCACCUGAAGAGGUACAACUACAACCACGCCAUGUCUGAGAACAUGAAGAUGGAACAGCCGGUGUUCCUGCCCCUGUACCUCACCCUGCAGAGCCACUGUACCGAGGAGACCAGCCCCUGUCUCCCUCCAACCAUCCAUCGGUCUGUCCAUCUACAGACAGAGAGGAGAACAGACACUGCUGGAGACCACAGAAAUGGUGGAACAUCAGCCAACAGGCCGUACAGCUUCAAGCCUGCCAGUAAGCAAGAGAGGGGGAUGGAAUCUUCUGCAGAUAGGAACCAAGGAAACAGAAACAUCAAGACAGAAUCUGAAGACAGGAGCCAAGGAAACAGCAACAGCAAGUCGGAAUCUCACCUAGUUCCAGAGGAUCCAGAAGAAAUAGAAAUGCAGAGGGCACUGCUGUUGAGUAGAGAGCUGGCUGCAGCUGAGAGACACAGGCACAACAGCAGCUUCAGUCUGGAUAAUGUCAGUGAAGAGGAACAGAUGCGGAGGGCACUGGAGAAUAGCAUGGUGGACGUCGCUUCAGAGGAAGCUCCCAAACCGCAGGAUUUGACCAUCAUGUCUCCCUGUGUGCUGACACCAUUGAACAAGACAAACAACCAAAAGCCAGACUUGGACAAAAGCAAGCCCUCCUCCCUAAAACCGCCUCCGGAAGCCAAACUCUUCUCCAUCGUUGGCGAGAAAAACGUGAACGGAACAAGCGGAGAGAAUGCGUCAGACAUGCUGGACUUUAUCGAGGGAAAUGAGUCAGAAACCUUCGAGAUUCAGUACAUGGAGGAGCCGCAAACCGUGGGUCUGUGUGGGGGAAAUGACAAUCCCAGAUACGCCUCUCCGGAGCAGGUAAAGCGAAGACACCACUCAGAAGGUGGCACAACAAAACUGGGCCUGUCCAACAGCAGCAAGAAGAAACGGCUCAGCUCUCCUGGUAGUGUUAGGGCUCCGCUGGCAAGAAGCAAGGGGCAAAGGACUCUAGGGAAAUGGUUAAAACGUAACUGCUUCACAGUAGGCAGCGGAGCAAAGGAAAGCUGCAAAGAAAUUCUCAAAGACCAGUCUAACAGUGGUGGUAGUGGUGGCAAAAGAAGGAAGGAAGAGAAGAACAUGCCGGAAGAAGAAAUCACAGACAGCUCGCAAGACGAUGAGAUGCAUUCUUCAACACAGCUGACAGAAGUUAGAAGAAGGAAGGAAGAGGAAGAAAUUGCUGUCAGCUCUCAAGAUGAUGAGACGGAUUCUUCUACACAACUGAAAGAAGUCAAAAGAAGGAAGGAAGAGAAGAUCAUGUCAGAGGAGGAAAUUACCAUCAGUUCUCAAGAUGAUGAGGCGAAUUCUUCAACACAACUUGAGAAGAUCCAAAGAACGAAGGAAGAAAAGAGUAUACCUGUAGAAGACAGUUCUGAAGAACCACAGUCAUCAACCGACUUGGAAGACAUAGCCAUCUCCAGUGAGCUAGAGACAACAAGCGAAAGUGAUGCAUUCCCACAGAAGACUGUCAAGGAACCUGUGAAGAGUUCGGAAGACGAAAGUGAGAGUGAGCAAGACGAUUGCCAAGAAGUUGCAACUCAGAAGAAGGAUCCUAAAAAAUCAUGCACUGUAACAGUCAGAAAUGGCCAUGCUACUGAUAUAGUGUCUGCAGAUGAGGUUGUCGCCGAAUUUCACAGAGACCUAGCAGAAGAUUCGUCAGAAGAGAAACCCGAAUCUGAGGCUACGAACGCGGAGGCUGUCUCGUUGCAACGUCAAGCAAGCAGCAGCGGCGACAACGCUGCCGACCCCAACAACAACCAGGACUUAAACAACAACUCUGAGGCUGAUGUGGAAAGCGAAAGCGACAAGGAAAACCAGCAGCCAGAGGAGGAGGUCGUAGGUCAAGGGUCGGUCCCUGCCGUGACCCUGCCUGACUGGGUGACUGAGCAUGCUCAGCAAGGAGAUCAGAGUUACCGACAGAAGGAGGAUGAGGACUUCAGGAGGGCGAUGGAGGAAAGUCUGGCCAUGCAGAGACAGCAGGAGGAGAAGGAGGAGGAGGAGCUAAGGAAAGCCAAGGAGCUCAGUCUGCAAGAAUUUGAGAAUGACCAGUUUGACAUGAGUCUGUAUGAAGAUAUGGAAGAUGAAGAAGCCCUGGUAGAGAUCACCAGGUCUGUGGAGGAAGCCGAGGCCAUGAAGAAAAACGCUGAGACUGGGGACCUGCCCUACUCCUUCCGUCUGGUCAGCGUGGUGAAUCACAUCGGCAAGAAAUCAUCCUCAGGCCACUACAUCAGUGAUGUUUAUGACAUGCAGAAGCAAACAUGGCUGAAGUGGGACGAUGCACAGGUGGACAAAACCACCGAGAAGUUUGUCAGGGAAAACCGCCAGACUUCUGGAUACAUCUUCUUCUAUAUGAACAAGGACUGUUUUGAUGAUGUGAUGGCACAAACUCAGCACUGACUGUCCUCGAGCACACUACAAACACUGGAGCAGUGAUGAAAACAUCAGCCAGAGACAGACAUACAGUCUUAGAGUUAGACAUAUGUACAUUGUACUAUUGCCAAUUAUUUGAUACAUACAGUCUUUGAUACAUACAUACUGUCCUCUUUAUAUGUACUAUGUCCAGUCAAAUUAUUUGAUAGGACAGACUGUUCUAAACUGUGUAGCAGGGGCCCUGUAUAGUCAUGGUCCACCCUUUAGCACUGAGUUCUGUAGGUUCCUGCAAACACUGUUAAACUUACAUUGUAUAGGCUACAGAUGUACAUCUAGCUUUCAGCUCACUUGUUAAAUUGUGAUUGUUAGAGCAAAGAGGUUCUAUUUAAAUGAUAGUGAUGACCUUUUUCUAUUUGUAUACCUACUUGGUUACAUCAGAAUAGUUUCCU